UUUAAAGGGUCAGAGCUGAACUGGAGAUGGAGACUGGACUGGACUGGAUUGGCCUAGACAUGACAGGUCACAGCCCAAAUGAAUGUGGGAGAAGAGACAGUCUUGUAUGGGCGGUUACACAAGUGUCAUACAUUUUGCAUUGUAUCUGCUGCAAUUUGAGGGGGAAUAUCUGAACCUUUCACAAUAUUGCUCUACCUGUCUUUUUAAGUGGAUAAGUGUGUCAAACAAUUACAUUUCUUGAGCAAUGUACAGUUUUCUGCUGUCUGAGGUAGCGUUGCUGCCUUUGAUUGUCUUGAUAGUCUUGGUCAAUGGGGUAGCGCUAGAAUAGCUUAGCAGGAGAUGGAAUAUUUGAGUAUAUGUGUUUGAAAAAUUGAUCUUUACGUGUAUAGCAUAUGGUGGCAAGAUGAGGGUAUUUUAAAUCAGUAUGCUUUCUUAGCUCUGGCAAAACCCAAUGAAAUUGGCCCAGGUUUACUUAAUAGGGUCAGCACAACUUCUAGAAUGAGGGAUAUUUGCAAAAAAAUCUAUGUAGCCUGUUGGUGUGACCCCCCCACCCCCCCUUACUGCUAGUUACUUAUGUUUAAUUGAAAAAUAAGCAACAUGUUUUAGAGAUUAUACUUCAGAAGACAGAUUCUGAAAAAGCCUUGCAAAGGUAAGCUCUCCAAAGUCAAGAAAUUUGAAAACACAGGUUUUGAAAAAUAAAUUUUCCCCUUCAGCAUUACUCCUUUUCCUACCCCUCCAGCUCCUUUUCCUUUUUAUGUGAAACUGUCUGCUUCCAUCUUCUCCGUCAUCUUGGGCACUGCCAUGAAGGUUGCAGGUGCUCAAGUUUUCCAGCAACUGAGUGCUUUUUUCAGAUGAGAGGACGUCCAGAGGGUAAAGUGGUGUCUAGUGCUGAGAUGCCCCAGAGACUGGCUGAUGAAUGCUGACAGGCUGCACAUAUGCAGAGGAUGAGUGUUGGAGAUGUCUUGGGCAAGAUGGGUAGAUUUCGUGGCAGUGACAAAAUGUUUGGGGCAACUUCACCAGUGCCUUGCGAAGUUCCAAAUCCUGGCUCUAAAAGAUAGAGGGAGCUAAGACUGAGUAUGUUUUCCUCAAACUCACUUCCUGAAAAAAAGAACCUCUAAAAAGAAGUCAGUCUUAGCUGAGAAGCAAGAUGAUGCUCUGAUAAAGAAAAGCUACAUCUAUGGUGGAGGGUAUUCUCUGGGGUUUUUUUUAACUUUGGCAAAAUCUGAAAAUUUCAGAGGUUGUAAGCAGCAUAUUGGAGGCAGGUAAGAGACUCAGAUUUUUUUUUUUUGCCAAUACAGAGAGCCCUUUUUUUUUUCCCCCUCCUUUUUAAUAAGAAAGGUGCCUUACAAGAUAGGAAGCAUGCAUAUGUUAAAAAAAAAACCAAACAACAAAACAAAUACAUCACCAUUUCACUGUUGCUAAAAGACUUCUCAGUUGUUUCAGAUUUUUUUUUCUCAAAAAUCUUAAUUUUUGUAGGCUAUGUACUGCUGUAGGAUAUGUUACUGCUCUUCAAAAUGGUCAGUGUUUCACUGGAAAAGUCAUAAAGAAAAGGGAUACAAUUAGAGGAUUUUCUGUCUUUUCUUUCUGAUUUGUACAUGUUUUCCAAUUUUUUCCUGUGGGGAUUUUUUUUAGUAAAGGAACAGCUCUUCAGGUUGUAGUUAACCACAAGGAUUAGGGUUUAAAGGCCAUAGUUUAAAUUCUUCCCAAAUUUUAAAAUAUCAUAUUUAGUGGAUUUCACUGUGUGUUUUUAAUCAUAAAUGAGUGAGUUGAAAAUAUUAGGAGGAAGAUGACCUGGCAGUUCUAUUGCUGAGUUUACCCUGCAAGAUACCUUGGCAGUACAGAGACUGGCUUUAAAAACUCGCAGGGGUUUAAGUUGGGAGACCUCAAAGGGCUAUCAACAUGAAAACAAAAAUAAGGAAACAUUGCGGAUUUAAUUGUCUUUUAUCUACUAUUUUUAUUUAACUCUUUUAUAAAGUAGUUAGGCUCUCCAAAAUAUACUGUUUUUAAAAUGUUUUAUUUGGAUUCAUUAGAUUUAUUGCCUGGGUUAUUCUUAGGUGUUUUUAAAAGGCUUUAAGCAUGUCUUCUGUGCAUGUGUGUUAAAAUUAAAUCGGUGUACUGUUAGUGUAUUUUUAAUGUUGUAACAGGAAAAGCAUUCUGACCUUUUUUUAAAUGAGCAAUCAUAUGUAUAAUCAACUUGGUUAAAACUUCCUUCCUGGUAAGUGCAGCACUUCCUUUGCAUCUGGAUAUGAAGGCGAGCAAGAAAAGCAGAACAACUUAAACAAAGAAUUUCUUUUUUUGUGAAUGAUCUUCCUUUAAAAAUAUAGGAAAUUCAGCUAUAAAACAAAUGAAUCUUCUUCAGCAAUUCAGCCUUUAUUUUAUAAGCAGAUUUCUUCUGGCAUGGAGUUGGGGGAUUAUGAACAGCCUGUUGUUAUGAGAGAGGAAAACAAACGAAGGAGAAGAAGAAUGAAACCUCAUUGUACAUCGAGUAGUUUGUCAUCAAUGGAACUGAUAUCCAUUGAAUUCAUUUUACCUACAAGCAACAAACAUACUAAAGUACCGGAAAUGAUGUUACUUGAAAUAGCUGGCAACUGUACAGUCGAGCAAAUGAAAGCACAGAUUUGGAUGCGUGCAAUAGAGAUGAGUCAAACCACAGACUUCUACCAUGCGUUCACCCCAGAUCAAUUUAUUCUGCAGUACCAGAAGAAAGGGCAGUGGUAUGAAAUUUAUGAUAAACAUCAAGUAUUACAGACCUUGGACUGCAUACUGUACUGGAAAGUACUACAGAAAAAGGUAGGCAAGAUCUAUGUUGUCCAGAAACAGAAACCAUCAGAAGAAGUUCAGGAAUUUCAGCGGCAACUUAACAAUUUAAUUGGUUAUGACGUCACUGAUGUAAGCAAUGUGCAUGAUGAUGAACUAGAAUUUACCCGUCGCAGAUUAGUCACUCCACGAAUGAUAGAGGUAGCCUGUAGAGAUCCUAAAUUGUAUGCAAUGCACCCAUGGACUACAUCUAAGCCACUCCCAGAAUAUUUAUUUAAAAAGAUCACUAAUAAUAACAUUUUCAUAAACAUACAUAGAGGAACAACUAGCCAAAAAAUUAAAGUGUCGAUAGAUGACACUCCAGAUACGAUUCUCCACAGCUUUUUCACAAAAAUGGCAAAGAAAAAGUCUUUGAUGGACAUUCCUGAAGAUCAUAGCGAACUGGAUUUUGUUCUCAGGAUUUGUGGCAGAGAUGAGUACAUUACUGGAGAGACACCAAUCAAAGAUUUUCACUGGAUAAGACAGUGCCUUAAGAAUGGGGAAGAAAUCCACCUCGUCUUAGACAACCCCCCUGACCCGAGUGAGGAUGAGGUUCAGAAGGAGGAGUGGCCCUUGGUGGAUGACUGUACAGGAGUUACAGGUUAUCACGAACAGUUGACUAUAGAUGGAAAAGAUCAUGAGAGAGUCUUCACUAUCUCUUUGUGGGAUUGUAAUAGGAAAUUUAGGGUGAAAAUAAUUGGCAUUGAUAUUCCAGUUUUACCGAGAAAUACUGAUCUUACUGUGUUUGUGGAGGCUAACAUUCAACAUGGGCAGCAGCUCCUUUCACAGAGGAGGACUUCAUCAAAGCCUUUUACUGAGGAGGUUCUGUGGAAUAUUUGGUUGGAGUUUGAUAUCAAAAUCAAAGAUUUGCCUAAAGGAGCACUCCUGAAUCUUCAGAUAUACUGCGGCAAAGCACAGGGACUGUCCACAAAGACCAACCUUCAGUCACAUGAGUCCCCCAACUCUGAUUCCAAAUGCAAAACUCAGCUUCUCUAUUAUGUAAAUCUUUUGUUGAUAGAUCACCGUUUCUUGCUACGCAGUGGGGAGUAUGUGCUCCACAUGUGGAAAAUUCCAGGCAAGGGAGAAGAACAAGGAAGUAUCAAUGCAGACAAACUCACAUCAGCAACUAACCCAGAUAAAGAAAACUCAAUGGCUAUCUCUAUUGUGCUGGACAAAUAUUGUCACCCAAUUGCCUUGCCCAAGCACAGGAUAACAUCAGACUCCCAGGGCGACAGGACACGAGCUGAAAUGCCCAACCAGCUUCGCAAGCAACUUGAAGAGAUCAUAGCAACUGACCCACUUAAUCCACUUUCUCCUGAGGACAAAGAACUGUUGUGGCACUUUAGAUAUGAAAGCAUAAAGCACCCCAAGGCAUAUCCUAAGCUGCUUAGCUCUGUGAAAUGGGGACAACAAGAAAUCGUGGCCAAAACAUACCAGUUGCUAGCUAAGAAGGAGGUUUGGGAUCAAAGCACUUUAGAUGUUGGACUCACAAUGCAACUUCUAGACUGUAACUUUUCGGAUGAAAACGUCCGAGCAAUGGCAGUUCAGAAACUAGAAAGUUUAGAAGAUGAUGAUGUUCUUCAUUAUCUUUUACAGCUUGUGCAGGCUGUGAAAUUUGAGCCAUAUCAUGACAGCGCAUUAGCCAGAUUUCUGCUAAAACGUGGUUUGAGAAACAAAAGAAUUGGUCACUUCUUGUUUUGGUUCUUAAGAAGUGAGAUUGCCCAGUCCAUGCAUUACCAGCAGAGGUUUGCAGUCAUCCUAGAAGCCUAUCUUAGGGGCUGUGGAAAAGCAAUGCUACACGAUUUCAUGAAGCAGGUCCAAGUAAUCGAAUUGCUGCAUAAAGUCACAAUGGAGAUAAAAUCAGUUUCUGCAGAGAAGUAUGAUGUCACUUCUCAAGUUAUUGCACAGCUGAGGCAAAAGCUUGAAAAACUACAGAGCAGCAAACUUCCAGAAAGUUUUAGAGUUCCAUAUGAUCCUGGUUUAAGAGCAGGAGCCCUAGUGAUAGAGAAAUGUAAAGUAAUGGCAUCUAAGAAGAAGCCCCUCUGGCUCGAGUUUAAAUGUGCAGAUCCAACAGCUCUAUCAAAUGAAACCAUAGGCAUAAUCUUCAAACACGGAGACGACCUACGUCAGGACAUGCUUAUUUUACAGAUUCUUCGGAUUAUGGAAUCCAUUUGGGAAGCAGAAUCCUUGGACCUCUGUUUGUUACCGUAUGGUUGUAUUUCUACAGGGAACAAAAUAGGAAUGAUUGAAAUUGUGAAAGAUGCGACAACAAUUGCCAAAAUUCAACAGAGUACAGUUGGCAACACUGGUGCAUUUAAGGAUGAAAUACUAAACCAGUGGCUCAAGGAAAGAUGCAUGAUUGAAGAGAAGUUUCAGGCAGCUGUGGAAAGAUUUGUUUAUUCUUGUGCUGGAUACUGCGUGGCAACCUUUGUACUUGGAAUAGGAGACAGGCACAAUGACAACAUUAUGAUUACAGAAACAGGUAAUCUUUUCCAUAUUGAUUUCGGUCAUAUUCUUGGGAAUUAUAAAAGCUUCCUUGGAAUUAAUAAAGAAAGAGUUCCUUUUGUGCUGACUCCAGAUUUUCUGUUUGUCAUGGGGACUUCUGGAAAGAAGACAAGUCUCCAUUUCCAUAAAUUUCAGGAUGUAUGUGUGAAGGCUUAUUUAGCUCUUCGACAUCACACAAACCUGCUGAUCAUCCUGUUUUCCAUGAUGCUAAUGACUGGUAUGCCCCAAUUAACCAGCAAAGAGGAUAUUGAAUAUAUCCGGGAUGCACUGACAGUAGGGAAAAGCGAAGAAGAUGCCAAAAAGCAUUUUCUUGAUCAGAUAGAGGUUUGCAGAGAUAAGGGCUGGACUGUGCAAUUUAACUGGUUUUUACAUCUUGUGCUUGGAAUUAAACAAGGAGUAGAAAAGCAUUCUGCUUAAUAUUUUAUGUAAAUUAACUGUGGGUGUGAAUAGGAGGUUAGUUAAUCUACAUGUUAUUUAUGAAUUUUGAAUAAAUGAGCAGUCAAAAUUGCAUUUACUUUGCUGGCAGUUUAAAUGGAUCUUCUAAAAAGGCAAGGACUUUUGCUCUGCCCCUCCAGAAGAUCUUCCUGCAGUUAAGAUUUUAUUUUUUUUUAAUGUCUAAUGACAGUUCAAGUUGCUGGAUUCUUUUAACUAGUUGCUUUGCUGAUGUUGCCUGCAUUUUUCUUGUUUUCUUUAGUAAUAAUUUCAGAUAAAUAUGAAGGAGGAGCUUGAGUAAGACGAUAACCUGCAAAUUCAAAUAGCGAAUUCCCUGAUGUUACCUCAAUUGUUCAUGAGGGUCAAGUCCUUCAAAAGAAGAAGAAUCUAUUUAAAAUCUGUGGUUGUAUUGAAAUCCCUGUAGGCAAUUCGCUUCUUUCUCGGGAUGACUUACACUCAGGUGUUGUUCACCCACAUCCUUCUCUUUUGUCCCUUCCUUAACACUUUGUCCUUUUUGGUUUUUAGUAUGUUGUCAGUAGAAAACAGCUUUGGCUCUACCACUAGAGGAAAUUACCUUACUAUUAUUGUAGUCUCCUGACAUAGACAACUGAGCUUGCCUGUCCUGCCAGGAGAACAUCGUAGUUACCUGGAAGUUCCUCAGGUUUGAACCUGAAAUUUUGAAGGUUUCAUUUUGAAAGUUUUUUACUGUACUUUUGAAUGAGGAAUGUCCAUAUUAUAUCGCAGAUUAUAUUCUUACUGUAAAGUUAUUAAAAUUCCACCUGUAUAGUAAAAGCUUUGUAAAAAGCAAUGGUACUUCCUUAUUCCUCAGAGAAAACUCCUUAUGUAAGAGUAAUUGACAUUUUACCAGAUAUUUGAGAAACCCAAAGUUAUUUAUUCUUUGGUAAUAUAUUUUCAGGAUAUACCUAGAAGAAAUUAAAUGUAAUCUUUGAAAUUGUGUAUAUUUUGCUAUUUAUUUUUAAAUUCCUGAAGAGACUAUACUACUGAAAAACUAUUUAUGAAAGAAAAAAAUCCUUAUCUUUAAUUUCAAUAUUUAAACUUAAAAGAGGAAAAAAUGGGCAGUGUUAAGUAGAAUUGUAAUUUCUCUACUGUAGGAUGCUUGCAAAUCAUCAAGUCUGCCUAUGGUAGGAAAACAAAAAAAAUAUAUAGCAUGAAUUAGUCUUCGACUUGAAUUACUAUGGUAUACUUCCUGCUAAUUGAUCUUUACCAAAGAGAGAAGAUGGCUUACACUAUUGCUUUUUUGCACUUGUGCCCAUGUAAUUUCUUCUUUCAUUGUAGUGUUACAUGGGUUUUACAUUACAUAUAAAUGAUUAACUGAAUUUUUAAAUUCUGUUAUCAUUUGCUUUGAUCAUUUCACAGAACUUAAGAUUUUAACUACUGCUACCACUGUUACUACUGAGUGUGUUCUUGAAGGAUUUUUGGUAAAUGUACUGUAAUUGGUGUCUCAGUUAUGAGAUAUAGUCAAUCUAUUCUUGAAAUGUAGAUGUUUAAUUGGUUACUGUGCACAAUUUUUUUUUUGAUGAUGUAUAUGGUAAGACUCUAGUUAAGGAAAUUUCAAAAGUUAAAAUGUAGACUAUUUUGUUGUUCUGUUACAUUAUAAUUCUGUGCAAGAUAGGCUUAAGACCAUACUAAAAUAUAAACUAAAUGGUGAAUAUUGUCUGUAAAAUGAUAUUUUUUAGAUUUGUAUUUUCUAGAUCUGAAAUAAAUUUACAUGUUCUAUUCA
Falco peregrinus (peregrine falcon) is the source of this 7474-nucleotide messenger RNA. It is a transcript of the gene PIK3CG, whose product is annotated as phosphatidylinositol-4,5-bisphosphate 3-kinase catalytic subunit gamma. Gene Ontology annotation, molecular function: 1-phosphatidylinositol-4-phosphate 3-kinase activity; 1-phosphatidylinositol-3-kinase activity. The record is from RefSeq and is a predicted model, not a curated record. The transcript has 11 exons. Gene Ontology annotation, biological process: cell migration; phosphatidylinositol 3-kinase/protein kinase B signal transduction; phosphatidylinositol-3-phosphate biosynthetic process. Gene Ontology annotation, cellular component: plasma membrane; cytoplasm; phosphatidylinositol 3-kinase complex, class IA. NCBI's taxonomy places the organism in Eukaryota, Metazoa, Chordata, Aves, Falconiformes, Falconidae. The coding region runs from base 2398 to 5718 and encodes 1106 amino acids.